AUGAUGAACAAUCAUAAGGGGACCUGCGAUUGGUUGCUCAAUGACACUAGAUUCCAAUCUUGGAUUGCCAAAUCUGAAUCCGAUACAUGUCUCUGGCUGACUGGACCGUCUGGGGUGGGAAAGACAUUCCUAAGUUCCGCCGCCAUCGAACAUGUUCAGAACCUGCCUGAUAGACCUGGAGCUGUCUUCGAAUUCGUCCAUUUCGGACACAUCUUUCAAAAGCUCGAAGUUCUCCAACGAUUAGCAUCGGGACUAUUGAAGAGGGUAGACGAUUGCAGAGCUCUGACUGAAGCUGCGAUCAGCUUCAGAAACAGAGCUAGACAAGAUGCAGAGGAGAUGAAGGGUUUGGUAACGGAGCUGCUUCGCGCAGCAGCAGCAGUCGGAAAAAUAUUUCUCUUCAUCGAUGGCAUCAAUGAAGUAGCGAGCGAAUUGAGCUACGAUGUCAAUCGCAAACAAUUGGACAACGAAGAGAAAGAAGCAAAAGACCUGGUCGGAUUUUUACUUCGAUGUGCUCAGUCCGAACCAAAUGUGCGGCUCUGGUUCAGUAGCCAGUCUGACGACAGAACCAGAGGAUGGCUGGAACAAGAUGUCGGUGGCCAUAAUCUCAUGGCGAGCAAAGCGUCGGUUGUUGAGCUAAAUAUCCCGGAGAUACAGGCUCGCACUAGUGUGGCCAAAUUUUUGAAAGCAACAAUCGAGACUCACUUAGGCACCGAGAAGUUUGGUGAGAGUGCGUGGCUCUCUCUAGAGGUCGGUAAACUGCUCUUGAAGACUAGGGCUGCCGACAGCUUCCGAUGGGCGGCGAUGAUGGCAGAAGCUAUCAACACUUGUGCCAGCGUGGAAGAGGUUAAGCAGACCAUUGAAAAAGGUCUACCCAGUGAUCUUUCGGACCUUUACAGCAAAUCGCUCCAGCGGCUACAGAAUCUGGAUAUGAGCGAUCAGACAAAACGCCAAUGCACAGGUUAUUCGCGUCUCAAAAAUCGCUGCGUUCCCUUCGUACGCUACUACUCCAAGGACAGUAAAGACACCAAUGGUGUUUUUCGCUUGGCACACCAGUCAGUGCAUUUGUACCUUCUUAGUGUUUCGAAUCACCCCAAAAGAGGCUCGUCAACAACGACCGGCAACUCGAGCCAACCACCAAUGGUUGAUGCGACAUUCUUAGCAAAUUCUUGCUUGAAUUAUCUCUUCCAGAACCGAUAUGCGCGGACGUUGACUAAAGAGAGCGCUCUCAUAUUUCGAGCCGGUAUUGAAGACGUUCGCAAACACAAGUUCCUCCAGUAUGCCGCGAAGUAUUGGUAUCGGCAUGUAGACGAUCCUGAGCCCGACCUCCGCUUCUCCCAUCUUGUUGAGUGUUUCUUACGAUCUCCUCAAUUCAUCACGGCUAUCCAGAUUCAGAGUCUAUUCGUCCCCGGGCAUUUCAUCCAGGACUUGGAUUGUGACGACCCCAAGAAAAGGAACAUCAAGAAGAAUCUUCCUGCAUCCCUCGUCUCCGGCGCUUAUGUGAAGUUGUGGAACGACUACCACGAAUUCCUGGCAGAACCGUUGUCUAUGGAGCACUUUGAGUACCACUAA
Messenger RNA from Alternaria postmessia, 1569 nucleotides. RefSeq lists its product as uncharacterized. The coding region runs from base 1 to 1569 and encodes 522 amino acids. The record is from RefSeq and is a predicted model, not a curated record. The transcript is spliced from 3 exons. Lineage: Eukaryota; Fungi; Ascomycota; Dothideomycetes; Pleosporales; Pleosporaceae.